Molecule: messenger RNA, 2753 nt
Organism: Oenanthe melanoleuca
Lineage: Eukaryota; Metazoa; Chordata; Aves; Passeriformes; Muscicapidae
Gene: IMPA1
Product: inositol monophosphatase 1
Exons: 8
Coding region: 238-1074 (278 amino acids)
Biological process (GO): inositol metabolic process; signal transduction; phosphatidylinositol phosphate biosynthetic process
Molecular function (GO): inositol monophosphate 1-phosphatase activity
Source: RefSeq, a predicted model, not a curated record
GCGGGAGCGGCGGCGGGAGCGCGGCGCGCGCAGCCGCCAUUGCGGCGCCGUGAGGGGCCGAGCGUCCUGCGGCGCUCCCGGGGCGGGGCCUGCGCGCUGCCCGCUUCCUCAUCCGCACGGUGCAUAACCCGGGCGAGGCGAAAACCUUCCAAUUUGUGAAAAAACAAGAAAGGAAAAGAGCCGUGAUAAUUUUGGACAUUAAUCGCUCCUAUUCCUAGGCUCUUUAUCUCGGGAAAAAUGGCAGAUCCCUGGCAAGAAUGUAUGGAUUAUGCAGUUGGUUUAGCAAGGAAAGCUGGGGAGAUAAUCCGUGGAGCACUCAAAGAAGAAAUAUCUGUUAUGACUAAAAGUUCACCUGUAGAUCUAGUGACAGAAACUGAUCAAAAAGUAGAAAACUUCAUUAUUUCUUUGAUAAAAGAAAAGUAUCCUUCUCACAGCUUUAUCGGAGAAGAAUCUGUUGCAGCUGGAGAGGGCAGUGUUCUGACAGAUAACCCCACAUGGAUUAUAGACCCUAUUGAUGGAACUACCAACUUUGUACACAGGUUUCCAUUUGUGGCAGUUUCAAUUGGCUUUGUUGUAAACAAAAAGAUAGAGUUUGGAAUUGUGUAUAGUUGUGUAGAAGACAAGAUGUACACUGCCAGAAAGGGAAAAGGUGCAUUUUGCAAUGGGCAGAAACUUCAAGUAUCGGGCCAAGAAGACAUUACAAAAUCCCUUUUAGUAACAGAAUUGGGGUCAAAUCGUGAUCCAGAGGCUAUAAAAAUAAUUCUUUCUAAUAUGGAAAGACUUCUCAGUAUUCCUAUUCAUGGGAUUAGAGCUGUUGGUACAGCAGCUGUGAACAUGUGCCUUGUGGCAACAGGUGGAGCUGAUGCCUAUUACGAAAUGGGGAUUCACUGCUGGGAUAUGGCAGGAGCUGGAAUCAUCAUUACUGAAGCUGGUGGAGUGCUGCUGGAUGUAACAGGUGGACCAUUUGAUUUGAUGUCUCGAAGAAUAAUUGCAGCAAGUAGUCGAGCUAUUGGAGAGAGAAUAGCCAAAGCACUUCAAGUAAUUCCUCUGAGAAGAGAUGAUGCAACCAACUGAACACCAAAGCUGCACCAUAAAUGUCCUUAUCUAAUGUUGUCUCAUAUUCCCACAUGGUGGUCGUUCUACACCUUGAAUAGAUGGUAGUCUUUCAGUACUGGUGUGGCUGCUAAGUAGAGCUUUGAGAUUGAACUACAUUCUAAGUAAGCUUUAACUGUUGAGUUUUUAUUUAACAUCACAAUUAGAUAAAAAUCUAGAAAACAAGCAAAUAUAUGCAGCUACUAUUUUCAAGUUUUAUACUACACUGGAACACAUAGCAAGAGACUCUUUGAUGUAUAGAUAAAUAAAGCCUCUCUAGUUCUGCAAGUGACAGAAACAAAACCCAUUGUCCUAACACCAUAUCAUCACAUCUGAUCCUAAACCCAAAAAGAUGAAGGUGUUACGGUUUAUCCAGUCUUUCUCUAUCUGGUCUCCAGUGUAUCCGUUUCCUUAUCUCAUUGCAGUUUUUAUAGAGCUGGUUCACACAUUUCCAAAUCUGUUGGUUUCUUGUAGUUUUGGCUACAAUUUAAAACCUUUAUUACUUACCUAUCCUGGAUUUUGUAGUCAUCAUUCUACCUUUCCAAUGGUAGAUGGACACAAUCUCUUAUUUAGCCUCAUAUGUGGUCAGUACACUUGCAAGUCCACUACAAUUUCAAAAGUAAUAGUUAUUGUGCUGGAAAAUACAGCAUCUUCCAGACUGAAUUCUGAGUAUACCUGUCACCAAAUGUACUUACUUGAAAUCAACAUGCAGUAUGAUUUGCAUUUUGUUAACUUUGGUUGGAUUUCUUCAUAGAUGAGUGUGUUUCAAAGUCUAAGGAAUCAUUAAAUCGAAGAGAGUUUUCAGUACUUCAGCUGGGAAAAAAAAUAAGACCAUAGCCCCUAUUUUUUUACAUAAUUUUCUAAUUUUCCAUAAUUUUUCCUAAGCUGCAAAAUCAAUGACCAACUAGGACCAGGUUUUAAUUGUGUUUUACAGAAUGUACACAGAGGAAGAAAUAUGCCAGAACCUGAAGUGUUUAUAAUUUAAGAAAUGCUAGUAAUUCAAUUCUAGGUGUCAGUUGUUGUAAACUUUGAAAAUUAUACUGGUUCUCUGCAUUUUUGUAUUAAAGAUUGUUAAAAGCAUCAGUGCACUGUUCAGAUAAUUAAUGCACUUUAAAGAAAAGAUGUCAGAUCGGUUUUUAGAAUGAUUUAAUUUUUUUUUGUGUUGAAAGUAGUCUCAUUGGUUGUUUAGUUAAGACACAACAGUGCUUCAGAAAACCUGACUUUUUGUACUGCUGUCCCACUAUUUCUGCUUUAAAAAUGGUAUAUUGAAGUUUCAACAGAUUGCAUAUUAUAAAUGUCAGGUUUAUAUAUCACUUGAUUUUUGCAGAUUUUUCAGAUACGUUAAAAUAUAAGAUGUAUCUAAUGCCAGAUGAUUGUUAACAAGGUCAGCCUCCUACUUAAAGGUCUUCCCAAAAAGCCAGACUUAGUUACUUUACGUUUUAAAUACCUAUUGACAAGGAUGUAAACCUUUUGAGCAUUUCACUGCAACUUUAUUGCUGUAAAUAAUGUGUGUGGGAUCAUGGUUAUUUUUGUUAUUUUCUGUACCAUUUCUGUGGCUUUUGUAUAACAAAGUCUGCAUAACUUUAUUUGUAAAAUGGAGAUAUGUCUAAAAAGUACUUGAGAUGGAAGAACAUGCUAGAAAUAAAUACACUUUAGCAGCA